Lasiosphaeria miniovina is the source of this 4188-nucleotide messenger RNA. RefSeq lists its product as uncharacterized. The record is from RefSeq and is a predicted model, not a curated record. Bases 1 to 4188 code for a protein of 1395 amino acids. Lineage: Eukaryota; Fungi; Ascomycota; Sordariomycetes; Sordariales; Lasiosphaeriaceae. The transcript has 2 exons.
AUGGCCUCGGCCGUCCGACAGCCAAGUUCGUCCUUCCAUCGCUCCCAGUCUACUCCGGAUUUAUUGUCAGCAUCGACCAAAUCCCCGCCCUCUGCCAUCAGCAGCAUCGACUCGUCGCCCCGCGCCUUCAGCCUCAAGUUCAAGACGCUGCCCAGCCUGCCCGCCUUCGAUGUGCCCUCGUUCGACCUAGACGAUUUUGAGCUGACCCUGAGCGGCUUCGGCGCCGAAAAGGCCCCUCCGCGGCGCCCGCCUGCCACAGAAACGGUCGUCGAGAUCAAGGCCGAGGCCGUCGCCGCUGCGACACAGGCUGAGACCGUCACCCGCACCAGAUCAAUGAUUGACCGGCCCCGCUCGUGGCUGCCAAGUGUCAAGUCGAGCCCCAACGUACGAGCGUCCCAAAGCCCGCGCCCAAAGCGGCUCUCGAAAGACUAUGUAGCCAAUGCGCCCGAAACCUCGUCGUUGGAGCCCAAGGCUCUGGAGCGGUCGAGGACAAUCGAGUCAUUUGCCGACUUCGCGAAGCGGUCCUGGAUUUCCACGUCGAGGUCGCCUUCGCCGCCCAGCAAGGCCGACAGGGAGCGGGGCUCUGAUCGGAUGACAGGCGAGAGAAACGGGGCAUCCAAGUCGCAAAGCGGCCCAGCGUCUCAGACUGUCUCGGGGGACCGGAGCGGAGCAAAACCAGAAGGCGAUGACGGGUUGGCUGCUACCGAGUCGCCGAGCAGCAAGAGCCGCGCCUUCAAUCGUGCCAGCAUUUACUUGACAAGGAUGAAGCAAAAACCCCAGAGCGUAUUUUCCAAGGGCCCAUCGCCCGCGCCGUUGUCAGCCUCGGCUGCCAGAAGUUGUGUCUCGGCGGCCGAUUUGAACAGCACUGCCCCAUCAGCUUUGAGCGCCACCACGAACAACGCUCUCGUUACCGCUAGCACUACUGCUGCACCUUCACCCGCACCCGCACCACCACGCGCAAUCGUGACCAAAUUGACAACCUCGACGGCCCCAGCAAGUAAUGGUUCUCACAGCAGCAUCGACUCUCCUCGGCACUCGUCGUCUCAAACUUCGUCCCUAGACACGACAGCAACCACCGCCGCCUCUGACGACGCUACGCCGUCCUCUGCCGACAGGGGCGCUUCGAUGCCGCACCCAACAUCCCGAGACCCGCUAUGGGCCACCUUCCGAACUCUCGAUGUCGAAUUCACAAAGUUCGCCGCCAGGAACUCGACUGCCGCGCGAAUGGGUGUUGUGCGAUCGACUCUUGUGCCUUUCCUGCGCAGCACCGCCCACCACCCCUCCAACUCAAACAGGACCAUCCUAUCGCUCGAGGACAUCGACCGCAGGGCAACAAUCUUGAAUAAGUGGUGGAAUGGCCUGUUGGAGAUGCUCGAUGCUGGGCAAUCCAGACUCGGCGUCAGCCUAUACGGCGCUGCCAUGGGUGGAGGUGGAAUAUUAGGCCAACAACCAAUGAUGACGACCAGUCUGCAGCCUGUCGCCGGCGUCGACCGACCGACCCUACUCGAAACCACCACCAUGAUCAUGAUGCGCCCGGAAUGGAGGGCCAUCACUAGCUACUUCCAGCCCCUGGAGCAGCGAUCGCCCGUGGAACGGGUCCGAGCGAGAUCCAGCACCCAGUCGACCGACGAUGCCCCAGACUCGUCGGCCAAUUUCCUGGCCGAGUCGGCCGAGCACAACGUUCGCACCAUGUUCGUUACUAAUCUGUUGACGCAGAUGGCUCUGGUUGUGGAGAAGAUGUCGAUGCGUCACGCGCCUCUGAGUCUGGUGAACUGGUGCGGCAAGGCGUGCGCAUACGCCUUCUUCUUUGUGCCAGGCAUUGCCGACGUACUCGUCCGGCUGUGGACCGUCAACGGAGAUGUCAUGCGAAGAGUAGCUGACGAAUUUGGACUACCGCGGCGAAGCAAAGGAGAGAGCGACGACAUAGUGGCGCUCUUCCCUCCGCACCUGGGCAAGCUGGGGUGGACGUCAGGAAAGACGCUGGGAGACAAGCUGCGGCAGGCGGCUAAGCUGCCUCUGCUGUCCGCUAGAAUUCCAUGGCACGGCCCAUGGAUAUCAAGGUGGCGAGGCGGCGAUACUGAUCUGUUCUUCAUCUUCUGCAAGUACUACUACAUCCUCGCCGACGAGUUCAUGCCUGUGGGGCUUCCGCUGGUCGAGAAGGCGCGCGCUCCCGCGUUCGUCUUGCUCCAUGCCCACCUCCUCUCGAUUUUGGAUAGCACAAUCCAUCGACAGGCUUCUAUCGAGGCGAUGCUCGGCCCUCCACUUACCGACGGGCUCCACGGGGCCGAUACGGCCUUGAUGGGACUUCCGCUCCCCAGCAAUCUUCUCAAGGGCAUGGACGAGAAUCGGAUGAUCAUCCUGCUCAAGGACAUGCUGUCGGAAAACUCUAUAGGCGUCGCUGCCGGAAUCAAGCACACAUUUGCCGAAGCUUUCCUGGCUACCGCAAAAGCCGCUACAAAACGAACAUCACGCUAUGAGCAUGCCGCCUGCUUCAUCCUCUGCGACUUCCUCGAAGAGGUGCUCGUGACGCUCGAUGCGUUUCAGAACACGGCGAAUAGCAGCAUCGCGACGUCCCCUUCUGAAGAAGCGUUCCCAGCCUUUGACGAGGUUGUUUCUCCGUCUUUCGAUUACAUCGACUGGCCUUUCUGGUUUGACGUUGGGAAAAUGAUAAUGAACUCGAACAACACCAUGUCCGAAAUCCGCAUCAUCUCAUUCCUCUACGCAGUGUGGGACGCCAUCACCGCUGACCCAUUACGCAAGGAGGCCAUUUGUUUUGGCUGGCUGCUGACGGAGGAGGCGUUUGAGAAGUUCUUCAAUCACUGGUGCCCCAUGGUUCGAGCCUACUAUAUGCGGUUAGUUUGCUGGCGUGUCUGCAGGGACUCGGGCAGCCCGAACGAGUUGGACGCUAAAAUCUUCAUUCUUGUCUCGCAGCGGCUCAAGACUGUGUGGUCCCACUUUCUCUGGCUACAGCAGACCGCAGAGAAAGAACACCGGAUGCCUCCGUCGACGGCCCCGUGUUAUCCAACGCCAGGCAAGCGGUUCCUGAUUAUCCGCACCGAGAUCCCGCCAGUGCAGCCCGCCCUGCUUCCGGGGUUUGAUUCUUUCUCCAGCUCGUUCCCAGGCUCGGACAUGAUAUCAGACUUUCGCGGCUCCGUCUCAGCAAACAGUAACAGCUCGACAGCCAGCGCCCGAACCGAAAGCAUCUCAACUGUCUACAAGAAAAAGUGGUCGCUGUUGGGCAGGGUUCUUUCAUUAACAGCAACGCAGGCAAACAUGGGGUUUGGCAAUGUCGCUAUUGGUGGGAAACGCACUUGGGACGAUGAGCUUGAACAAGCCCGCCGGGAGACAGCUGCGUCGCGAGCAGCUGCGGCGACUACCCGUUCGGGUCCGCCACCUCCACCUAAACAGGGAGCCCCAUCUGUCGUCACGCCGUCCUCAGACUCGGGCUCAUCAACCGGAUCUGCCCCUGUCUUUGAUGCCGCAACAUUUGUGUUCCGCUUCGCUCUCACAUGGCAAGGCCAAAACGGCCCCGGGGGCGGCAGUCCUUCACGGGAUAGGAUCAUUACUCGGCCGCGACUCCCUGCGCCGGCACAGUCCAAGGUCAGCGCUCGUUCUGCCGCGUUGUUGGCCAACGGCAGCAUUGGCGGGGGCUCAGCCAUUCGCAACGACAGCCCGCCUCCCAUCUCAGCCGGCCUUCCGCCACCCACCCGUCGAAUCAGCGGAGUCACGCAGACCGGCUUGGUUAGCGAAGCGCGAAAUGCGCGGCCUCUGUCUGCUUCCCUGGAAACGGAAACGGAAAAACGAGUGGACAAGCGCCUGUCGUUAGGAGUGAACGUCACGGCCGUUCAUGUCGUUGAUAAGAUGGCAUAUGACGAUGAUAGACUUGACAUUCAGUCUCCGAUUCGGCUGUCAGGAAUUGACAGUGACGAAUCCGAACGUGGCCGGUCCUUUGACAUGGACAGCGACGUUGGCCGCACACAGUUGGCUUCUGUUAGCGCCGUUCGCCCUACUGGAAUCUACACGUCAGGCGCCGUGUAUGCGGGUCGUGCUCUGGCGGAGUGGGGCAUGGUGGUCAGCGAGUGCAACAGCUUUGUGGAUCGACGACGAGACGAGGGCGUUUUGGGCUUAAGCGAUGUCGAGAUUCCGACACUGGGCGUCGAGGGACUUGGAAUACGACAGCGAGCUUAG